Colletotrichum godetiae is the source of this 1443-nucleotide messenger RNA. Its product is annotated as phytanoyl-CoA dioxygenase family protein. The transcript is spliced from 2 exons. Lineage: Eukaryota; Fungi; Ascomycota; Sordariomycetes; Glomerellales; Glomerellaceae. The record is from RefSeq and is a predicted model, not a curated record. Bases 132 to 1169 code for a protein of 345 amino acids.
ACGACAGACGUAUAAGUCGCGAACCUCCCUAAACGUUCCCAACAAAUGCACCUCCCACGGUAUCAAAAAUUUACUUGAAAGAAAAUAAUUCAGCCGCACACGCGCAUAAGUACAAGUAAAACACACACGUAAUGCCAUUCCAAUCCCGAGCCCAGGCCCUCGUCAACGCGCAAACCGGCGCCGACGCCCGUCUAUCCCGGCACUCCGCCCAAUCCACCUCCUCAUCCACCUCAUCCACCUCAUCCACCUCAUCCACCUCACCCGCCGUCCCAAACAUUGAAGCCCUCAUCGCCCACGUAGAACAGCACGGCUACGUAAUCAUCCCCGCCGCCUUUUCCGGCCCGGAAGCAGACGAAGCCCACGCCGAGAUCGUCCGCCUCACAUCCUCGCCCGAAACAGCCGGGCCAGCGGGAGGGUUCGCGACCCCUACUAAUGAUGGCGGCACCCUCACAAAUAACAGCACCACAACAGGCGACAGCGACAGCACAGGCGGCGGCAGAAACAGCUUCGAAGGCUUCAAAACACACCGCAUCUACGCCCUCCUCAACAAGUCCCCCGUCUUCCACAAGUUCCCCACCCACCCGGCCCUCCUCGCGCUCAACAACCACUUCCUUGACCCGGGCUUCCUCCUCAACGCCUUCCACAGCGUCUACAUCCAGCCCGGCGAGGUCCCGCAGGCGCUGCACCACGACGACGGCUACGUCGGGGUACCGAGGCCCCAUCGGCCCUUUGGGACGGGCGUAAUGGUCGCCCUCGACGACUUCACCCCCACAAACGGCGCGACCGUCAUCAUCCCAGACUCCCACACCUGGGGCCCCGACACCACACACCUCCCCCAGCGCAAAGACGCCAUCCCCGUCGUCAUGGACAAGGGCAGCGCCGUCUUCUUCCUCGGCACCCUCUGGCAUGGCGGCGGGGAAAACACCUCGCCCGGCCCCAGGAGGGCGCUGACGAUCCAGUACUGCCAGCCCUGGAUGCGGCCCCUCGAGAACCAGAUCCUCGCCGUCGAGUGGAACAAGCUGGCCGGGAUGCCGAGGCGGCUGGUGGACCUGCUCGGGUACGAGCCCGGGGCCCCCUUUGUAGGGUACGCGGAUGGGGUUCACCCGUGGAAGGUUGUCCAGAGGCUGAGAGAGCAGAAGGAAAGGGGUCACUGGCAGGGGAAGUUGUAGAUUGCUUUCGAUUCCGUGUUUGAUCUCGGGCGGUGUCACUAAGCGAAUGAGUCGAGUGUUGACUACAUAUUGUAUUGAUUUGACCCUGGCAGGCCGUCGUAUCCAUCCCCACACCAACGUAAAACCGCCACCAAAAAAUAUCUACGAGAAGAGUAUCAACAGUCGCACCAUGUAAAGAUUACAGUAUAUAUAGCAUCUCAUCAGAUGCUAAUGUUUGCCAUCGUAUAUGACAAUGAAUGCCGCCAAGUUAGCGGGUGCGCCAUGCCCAAAUCCC